AUGACCAAUGGUCAGCGCCUUGGUGUUAUACAUCAUACAAAAUACAAAGGAUCUAAGUGGUCUUACAUUGGUCCUGAUGGAGAGAAAACUUGGCCCAAGAAGUAUCCAUUUUGUGGAGGAAUGUUCCAGUCUCCAAUAGAUUUUCAUAAUGAUAUUCUCCAAUAUGAUACCACUCUCUUACCUUUAGAGCUUGUAGGCUACAAUGUGUCCUCCACUGACCACUUUAUGUUGACCAAUAAUGGUCAUUCAGUAAGAAUGAGCCUGUUUCCUACCAUGCACAUCAGAAAGCUCCCUUUCCAAUACACUGCAACUCAGCUUCACCUACACUGGGGAAACAGGAACAAGCCAGAAGGCUCGGAGCACACAGUCAGUGGGAGGCAUUUUGCAGCAGAGCUACAUAUUGUACAUUAUAACUCUGACAAAUACCCCGAUGUAACAGCAGCAAUAGACAAAUCAGAUGGGCUAGCAGUUUUGGCUGUUCUCAUUGAGAAAGGCCCAUUCAAUCCAUCCUAUGAAAAGAUCUUCGGUCAUUUCCAGAACGUGAAAUACAAAGACCAGGUAGCUCUAGUCCCAGGUUUUGACAUCCAAGAACUGCUUCCUGACCAACUGGAUGAGUAUUAUCGCUAUGAAGGAUCCCUGACAACUCCUCCUUGUUACCCUAGUGUUCUCUGGACAGUUUUCCGACACCCAGUAAAAGUUUCACAAGAACAGCUGCUGGCACUGGAAACAGCUCUGUACUGCACACAGCCCAAUGACCCCACGCCCCUGGAAAUGGUUAAUAACUUCAGACACAUUCAGGAGUUUGAUGAAAGGCUGGUUUCUGUCUCCUUCCGUCAAGGUGUUGUACUUUCAGUUGUGUUAGCCAGUGUUCUUGGAGUUAUCAUCAUGCUUGCAGUAGCCUUUUGGCUGCUUAGGAAGAAGAGUUGCAAAAAGGAACGAGAAGACAACAGAAGAGUCAUCUACAAGCCAGCCAUUGACAAAGAGGAUGACAACACCUCUAAAGUAUGAAUUCCUACUCUGCCACAGAACUCUCUUUUCAUUCAUGGCAUCGAGAGAAGUUUGCCUUGGGCAACAUGUUUCCUGUCUCCAGCCAGUUAUAAGCGUUGGAUGCACCUUUAAAACAAAGCAGCCAAAACACUCUGUGGUAGUCCUUGCCCACCUGAACCAAACCAGUUUUCUCUCAAGCAUGAAAAGCAGUCACUGAGAACUUUUUUGUUUUUGUGUCAAAUAUUACAAAAUGUCACGGACCUGAAGAAAGGACCAAAAACUUCACACCUGCUAAAGUUUGUCCUAAAUUACCUGGAACAAGCAAUCUAAUCAAAUGCUUGUCUAUUUGCACAAGAGCCAGUAAUCAGCCAGUAUUCUGGCUAGACUUGAGGGCCAAAUAUCUCACUAUACUAUGUUCAUAGAACCUUAGAAAUGCAGGGCAGGAAGGGACCUUGAGAAAUUCAUGUUGGCUGCAUGUUGGGUCUUUUAAAUAUAUUAAUUAAUCAAUCAUAAACUUGAGCUUUAUCGGCUAUUCAUGCCACAUUUCCCACAAAACACUGAAGUCUAAAGAUAUUCAUUAAUCGGUUAUCACUACUGUAUGGGAUUGCCUAUAUCCACUUCCCUGCUAAAAAAAAAUCAAACUAGGUGCUUCUCCAACAGUGGGCGCUUUAGCGUAGACCAGGUGCCAGUGUGUCUCCUAGACCUGCUAGUGUAGGUCAGCCAGUGGCAUUUUAACCACAUGGUUGAGACGAUAGUUGCUAAUUGCAGUGGACAGUCUUCCGUGCUAGCACAGCCAUUGGUGGAGCUGCAACAGUGGGAAAUAUUAGGGGGAAGAGGCUAGCAUAGCUAUAACGAGAGCCUCUUGAGCAGUCAGUGGUGUUUGAACCUAGAACCUCCAGUGCUAGACACAUAUGUCUCUCUACUACUUGAGCUAAAGACUCCUAAGCUAGGUGCGAUAUAAGACUCAUUACCUGUUACGUGUGUCAAUUGCUAAAGGGUGAUGAAAAUGAUACUCCCCUUGUGUGAUUUCCACAGAUAUAAUCUAAACCCUUCCUCACAUUUUAUUUUAUUGUGCUAAUUUUAUUUAAAAUGUAUGCCUGAAUAGUGGGGAGAUAAUGCAAUUACUACUUUUAAUCAGUCUGCUUUCCAUUAUAAUCAUGAAGCUGAUUAUUUUGAUUGUAUGAAAUGAGUAUUGACUAAUACUCAGCGUGUAUUAUUAGAUUGCAUAGUAGAUGGCUCUGAUGAAUUAGCUGUCUGAAUUUAGCAAUUUAAUUA
Molecule: messenger RNA, 2262 nt
Organism: Caretta caretta (loggerhead turtle)
Lineage: Eukaryota; Metazoa; Chordata; Testudines; Cheloniidae
Source: RefSeq, a predicted model, not a curated record